Zymoseptoria tritici IPO323 is the source of this 698-nucleotide messenger RNA. RefSeq lists its product as uncharacterized. The record is from RefSeq and is a predicted model, not a curated record. Bases 143 to 559 code for a protein of 138 amino acids. Lineage: Eukaryota; Fungi; Ascomycota; Dothideomycetes; Mycosphaerellales; Mycosphaerellaceae. The transcript is spliced from 4 exons.
CCCACGUUUCCGUGCGCGCGAGUCUCUUGACUGGUUCCGCUUACGAAAGCAGCUGCGAAUCAAGUCAGUUCAGGUGUCUCAUUCAUUGAGGAGUCGCAAGGGAGACGGGAUGCACGCUCGCUAGUCGUUGACCGCUAUCGCAAUGUUCGAGACUCGCCAUGCCCAAUCUCGCUAUCGUCUGCGGCUACACCGCGCUCGAAGCCUCAUAUUAACGCCUGAAGAGCUCGUGGAGAUUCGUGCCGCACAGCGGACUUUCGAAGGCGCCUACAUUCGGACAAGUCUGGGACAGUUCAGCUUCGCCCUGGUGGUGUUGAAGAUCUUUACUAGCGAAUUCUACAGCAUCGGUGCUCUCUUCGCGGUGUACGGCGCCGGUGUGCUAGGAGUCAGUGCCUUUCGACGAAUGCAAGGAAAUCGCCAGUUCUUUAGUGAGGUUGGAGAGGAUGGCCUUAGCAGGAAGCGAUUUCGUACUAGUGGUAAUGUCGUGGUUGUGCUGACCAGCCUGAGCGUGGCCGCGUACAUUGCCUUGCUGGUCCUGACUUUGAGACUGGACGGAGUAUGAGUCCUUCGGGAGAAUCUGGACUCGGGAAUGUCCACUACGCGAAGGGCUGGUGUAAAAGAGACCCAAUCAGUCAAAGCUACGCAAAUGGUCUGCCCGUGCCGGUGUCCAAACGAGAUGAGAUCUAUCUCCAUGAGUAGAU